This is a messenger RNA of Cucurbita pepo subsp. pepo (vegetable marrow), 2457 nucleotides long. RefSeq names its product cleavage stimulating factor 64. Gene Ontology annotation, biological process: mRNA 3'-end processing. The record is from RefSeq and is a predicted model, not a curated record. Lineage: Eukaryota; Viridiplantae; Streptophyta; Magnoliopsida; Cucurbitales; Cucurbitaceae.
CCUCCACCGCCUCCACUUUAGAACCAUGAAGAGAUGGGUGGCGUCCAUCCUUGCCCCAGCCGAUGCCACGAGUGGAAUCAAGGUAUUGCUGAACAAGGUGGCGGCAUUUCUGAAGAUGGUUGACUCCUUCGAUGCGGUAGCACCAUCUUAGUUUUUCCCUCAGUAUCUUCGCCUUUUCGAUUUCGAUCCAUUUCUCUCUCACAAUAUGUUCCCUCAUCUCCAGCAUCGCCACUGGAUCCUUGUACGGAUGCUCCGCAUCGAAAUCGUCCGGCGGUGAUUCAUCGAACUCCACUGUCUUCUUCCUCCCCAUAGUUUUUCCCCUCCCUCUUCUCUGUGCCUACUCAGUCUCAGAAUCGUCUUCGCGCACCUCCGUCGGAGCACAACGCGCCAUUCUUCAUUGCUGAGCGGUAACUAACGGGCCGGGUUCAACGGACUUUCAGUCACUGGGCCCAUUUCAGUUCCCUUCAAAGCUCAAUAAAAUUGGGCCGAAGCAAACGCUACGCUGGGCCUUCGGAGAAUCAUCCCGUUGGAUAAAUACGAACAAAAUCUGGCAGCGUUCUUCGCGGGAAAUUGUGAAGGAACAAUCUUUCGUCUCAGUUGGCGUUGGGACGUCGAACAUGGCCGGAAAGCAAGUUGCCGGCACUGGUCUAUCGGAGAGCAUCGCAGGAAUGUCGAAGAACCAACUACAUGAUAUAAUGUCUCAAAUGAAGACUCUGAUCGAACAGAAUCAACAGCAGGCGAAGCAAAUCCUAAUCCAAAACCCCGCCUUGACCAAAGCUCUUUUUCAGGCGCAGAUUAUGCUUGGGAUGGUGCGGCCUCCUCAGAUUCCAAGCGUCCAGCCUUCAGCCCCACAGCAUUCUCAGCCUUCAGCCCCACAGCAUUCUCAGCCUUCAGCCCCACAGCAUUCUCAGCCUUCAGCCCCACAGCAUUCUCAGCCUUCAGCCCCACAGCAUUCUCAGCCUUCAGCCCCACAGCAUUCUCAGCCUUCAGCCCCACAGCAUUCUCAGCCUUCAGCCCCACAGCAUUCUCAGCCUUCAGCCCCACAGCAUUCUCAGCCUUCAGCCCCACAGCAUUCUCAGCCUUCAGCCCCACAGCAUUCUCAGCCUUCAGCCCCACAGCAUUCUCAGCCUUCAGCCCCACAGCAUUCUCAGCCUUCAGCCCCACAGCAUUCUCAGCCUUCAGCCCCACAGCAUUCUCAGCCUUCAGCCCCACAGCAUUCUCAGCCAUCAACACAAACAACUCAACAACCAAACAUUCAGCAAACUCAAACAUCAGCAAGUCAAAUAAGUUUGCAAGAACAGACAGGGAACAUCCAGUCUCAGUCAGCACCUCUGAUUUCCCUGCAAACACUGCAGCAUCCCAAGGGGUUUGAGAUGCCCCAAGUGAAUUCCAUUUCUGUCUCACAGCCAUCUCAAAUUCCGAGUGUACCUCCGGUACCUCCAUCUGCUGCUCAGCCACCUUUACUCCAUCAACCCCCGAUGUCAAGUGCUUCAAUGCAGCUGCAGCAGCCAUUACAAACAGCUGAAAUUCCCCAUCUGCCUCUACAGGCCCCAUUGCCCCCACAUUCCAGAGCUCCUACGGGUCCAAAUUUUCGUCAGCACUACCCCCCUCAAACGGGGCACAAUAUGAAUUACCAACCUGCUCAACCCAUGUUUCAUUCAGGAUCCAAAUUCCCUCCUGGUAUAGGAAAUUCAUUUCCCCAGGGACAGUCGCCACUUCCUAGUCAACCACCCCCUCAGUCAUUGUAUCAGGCUGGAGGUUCUAAAGUAGGUACAGAAGUCAUGAAUCAAGUUGGAACUUCAAAGCCUGUGGACAGAGGGCCUUGGAUGCAUGGCCCUCCAGAGAAUCGUACACUCCCACAGCAACUCUCAGGACCACCACUAAUACCAUCAGGCACUGGCCAGAUGGGCCCCGGCAAUCAGCCUCGUCCUACACCACCGUUGAGUCAGGAGAUGGAGAAGAUGCUACUUCAACAAGUCAUGAGUCUCACACCAGAACAAAUUAAUCUCCUGCCUCCAGAGCAAAGGAGUCAAGUGCAUCAGCUACAGAAGAUGCUUCGCCAAUGAACAGUGUUCUGGAAGGGAGUCUCAUCUUGAUUUAUCCCUCUUCCUUUCCCCUCACUCUUGCAUCAUUGGACAUCCUCAAAAUGGCUUUUAGGCUUCUAGGGCAAGCUUUUUACUAUUGCCUAACUUUAAGUAUUGACAUUCAGAUUGAUAUAUUACAGUUAAAUUUUGGCUUGCUGCCUAUCCGUAAGAGUAUUUGUUUGCUGUCGAAUUCGCCGUUAUUUAUCUUACAUAUUUUGGUGAAUAACCAUUUUGGUAAAGUAAAUUGGUACAUGAAAGUAGAUUUAGUUAAUAGAGCAGACAUGACUUUAUAACUCAAACUAAAAUGCAGUUUGCUUUGAUUUGAGAAGAAUUUGUAAUGCUGAAAACUAUAUAGUUAAAAUGAGUUUUAUCU